Messenger RNA from Balearica regulorum gibbericeps (East African grey crowned-crane), 774 nucleotides. The record is from RefSeq and is a predicted model, not a curated record. NCBI's taxonomy places the organism in Eukaryota, Metazoa, Chordata, Aves, Gruiformes, Gruidae.
AUGAGAGUCAUGGAUCUGAUAGAUAUGAAGACAGAAGAGCGAAAAACCCAUACCCGUAUAAUGGAAGGCAUUUUGAAGUUUGUGGAAAUCACGGUUAACCUCCUGGUGCUGAUUUGCGUGGGCGCUGCCCAAGCCUCUGUUGCAGGCUUCACCUCCCUUGGCGGCUUCGGCACCGGAUCCUUUAGCCUGAAUUCGGCUUAUAGCCCCUUUGAGGGCACGGAGCUCCAGGAGGUGAGGGAUCUGGACAUGCAGUUCACGCAGAUGAGAGCCCCCUGCGUGUAUGGCGGAGUAGCCUUCAGCCUAACAGCAGCAGUACUUACCCUCGUCUUCCUUGUUGUGGGGGCAAAACCCAUCCAGCAGCUCAGGAUUCGGCUGCUGGCGGGCGAAUGUGCCUUCAACCUGCUGGCCGGCGUGGCGUACGGCGUGGCGGUCGGCCUCUACCUGCAUUUUGUCAGCCAGGUGAACUCGACGGAAGUUUGCAAGAGGCGCGAGAGGCUGUAUGCACGCCGCGGUUAUACCUCCAUGAACUGCGUGGUCCAGGGCGGUGACGCGGCCGUCGCCCUUUUUGGCGUCACUGCUGCCUGUUUGUACUUUGCCAGCUUUGUGGUCUGCAUCCUUGCUAUUCGAACCGUCCGGGCCUUCCAGAGCCACGCGGCCAAGGCUCAGCACAGCCCCAAAAGCGGCGUUAGAGACAGAAGCGUCAGAAACCACCAUGCCGUCCACAGGACCUCUGAAAGCUCCCACAACGUGCAGGCUCUUGCCACGUUAGUGUGA